Postia placenta MAD-698-R-SB12 is the source of this 1041-nucleotide messenger RNA. RefSeq lists its product as hypothetical. The record is from RefSeq and is a predicted model, not a curated record. The transcript is spliced from 3 exons. Lineage: Eukaryota; Fungi; Basidiomycota; Agaricomycetes; Polyporales; Adustoporiaceae. The coding region runs from base 1 to 1041 and encodes 346 amino acids.
AUGCUGCUAUCCCUCGCGCUCUCUCCUUUCUUAUACGCCGACGACGACGCCUCUCUGCAUACCACGCCCGGACCACCUCCAUCAGCACCCGUGGCUCGCGGCCUAGCAACGCACAAUGGGGAUUCCGUGUCAGCCGCGUCUGAUGCGUCCUCUCCCGCCCUGUGCCGCCCAACCGUUCCUCUGUGCGUGUUCCCUGCCCAUCCCUCACCCCAUUUCCUAUCUCCCUCUGUGCUGCACACUCCCCCCGACGUCCCUGCGCCGCUGUACAUGCCCCAGCCACACUACCCCCGUCUCCCGCUCCCGGUGCCUGUGCACCCCUUGCCUCAUGCGCACGGGCGCCCCCCGGAUGCGGAUGCGACAGUUCGUCGCGAUCUCACGUCUCCCGCGUCUCCUUCGCGACCCAGCGUCAGAUACGCGGCGGGAGAUACGCGGCGGGAGAAUGGCCGCGCAUCGGCUCACCCUUCGCGCGGUCGCGUCCAGGACACCAGACGCGCUGCGCGCGUGACGCCGGCGCGACAGACAGCGCGGGCACAUCGACCCAUGGACGUGGCCGCCCUGCCCGCACAGCGUGCGCGACCCGCGCCCUCCCCGGUCAUCCGAGUGCGAGGGACAUGCCGCACGACGCACCGAGAGAUCCGUCGCAUCGCGGGCCUCGCGGCACGCUGCGCACAUCCGCCCGUUGCGUGCCGUCUGCCGCUUCCCGAUGCUGCGGACAGCAUCGACGGCCCUACCGUGCGGCAUCCAGCUGAGCGCUCGCGCGAAGCCGCCGUGCGUCCGCAUCCUUGCCAGACGAGGGUGUUGCACUCGCGCGGUGUCCUUCUCCUCCUGGCAUCGGCCAAGCGUGCGAGCCCGCUACCGUACGCAAAUCCUAUUUGCGCGCAUGUGCGUCCUGUCACCCUGUCGACGCGCGCACGCAUACCCUCCCAACGUGUGGCGCCUGCCGAAUACCAUCGACAUCUGGAGUUUCUGUCCGCGUGUGUGCCGGUGCGGCUAGCCUGCGAACGACGGGCGGCUGGCUCGUACAUGUACGAAGCGGAAUGA